Molecule: messenger RNA, 3255 nt
Organism: Plasmopara halstedii
Lineage: Eukaryota; Oomycota; Peronosporomycetes; Peronosporales; Peronosporaceae
Product: signal transduction histidine kinase
Exons: 1
Coding region: 1-3255 (1084 amino acids)
Molecular function (GO): metal ion binding
Source: RefSeq, a predicted model, not a curated record
AUGGUCAACUAUGGGUCGUUAUACCGCCCACGUAAUCAGCAGAACAAGACAUCAACAACCACUUCACGCACCAGCGACACAUCAUCUACGACGCCAUCCGCUGCAAAUGCACAGGAUUCACAGCAAUGGACUCGUAAUAGCGGCCGCUCCAAUUUAGUCGCCGGUACAGUGGACGACGUCAAACCCGAUGCGUAUUUAAAUUUUAGUGAAGAACAACAAGAUGCACUGUUAUCAGAUGCACGCGCUAACGCUGCUGCAUUGCUAGUGGAUGCUAUCGCAGAUGCUGACAAGUGGCAAUUUGUUACUGCCCGUGGUCCACUAAAGGUGUAUGAACUGCGCGCUGAUUCGAUGGAUCGUGUAUCCAGCAUGACGCCAGCGGACCAGACACAGCUGCCAUAUCACAUGCACACAAUGCUCGCUACAACACGAGUGCGAGCUACACUCGAUGAUUUUAUGCGUCUAAUGGCAUCUGCGAAGCGUGAUACGUUUCAAAACGUUCAAGCAGCACUUUUUGAAGAACGUGUUCAACUAGCCGACGUCUUUACAAGUUUUGGCAGUCUCUUAAGUGGAUGUGUCGAUCGUACAUCGUCCACUUCAUCCACCAGCUCCCGUUCUCAUUCUCAAAGUGGAUCCGAAACAGAACAAUACGCUGUGAAAUAUGUAUCCAUUAAAGGACGUCCACCUCGUACGAAUUCUGGUUCAUCCUUAAAUGCUAGUUCAGCAUCAAAUUCACUUAAAUUUGGUGGGAAGAAUCGACAUCGUGAACGUCAAGCAGCACGUCUAUACAAACGUAAAGGUCAUCGACGUAGUGCAAGUGCAGAAGAAUUGGGACUUACCAUGUGUUUAGCUGAGUAUGCAACGAUCCGUCGUGCACAUCUUCGUGGUCCAAUGGUACACCAUUUAGCUCAAGAUUUUGAUGAUCAACGAAUUGGAAUCAUAUCACAUCAUUCAAUUGAAGACCCAGCAAUCACACGGUAUUGUCGACCUAUUGUCUCAUCAUCCGAAACAACAGUAACAACGCCACCUGUAGCACCAUUUGCCAUGACAACACGUGCACUGGUUCAAUUUUCUGGUAUCGUUGCGUACCCUGUAGCAUCAUCGCUUGCUGGAGACAAAUCAUUGGAAGUAUUGAUUAAAUUUAGCUGUUACGAUGGCAGUGGUGUGACUACAACACGCAGGAUGAAUAUGUUAUCAUACUUAACAGCAUUUCAGCACCUUUCGACAGCUCUGUUAGUCUUAAGACUCCGUGAAUCACCAUACUUGACGUCUGAGAAUUGGGUCAAAGCUAGAAAAAAAUGUUGUGUAUGUGACAACAAAUUUUCCAUGGCGAAAAGAAAACAUCAUUGUCGUCUUUGUGGUGACGUUGCAUGCUCGAAAUGUUCGGAAAUUCACCAGAUUAAACUUGGGAAAGCAGGAAAAUGUCCUUUUCGAAUUUGUAGUAAGUGUGAUCAUCGAAUGGAAGAAGAUAAACAAGGACAAAAUCAUAUUCAAGGAGCAACUCCACCACCAAAGAGCUCUAGUAACAGUAUUAAAGCACUUCGUCGUCGUAUUGGAAGUGGAAGUACUGCAUCUCGACAUCCUGAAGAUGACGAUGAGUACAAUCGUACACCAUCUAUGAAUUCAAGUAAUGGAGAAAGCACUUCGGAUUAUUAUGACUCACGUAGUAUCCUAGCAUCAACUACUUCGGAUCGUACAUUGUCAAGUAUGUCGGGAAGUACGGUGAGCAGUUCAAAUAGCAGUCGUGGUCUUGGAAUGUUUGGAAAAAGUAGUAGCUCCAAGACAUUAAGUAUCAGUAGUAGUAGCUUCAGUGGUAGCUUUUACAACAAACCUAGCAAUGCGACGACUGCAAGUUGCUCACGUGAUAGUCGUGCUGAUUCGGAGAGUGAAAAUGAUGUCGAAGAGAAUGAAAAUGGAGGGAAAGAAGACAGUGAUAUUGAGGCGCCUACUACGAAUAGUGUAGAGGGAAGUAAGGAAUCUGAUGUCGUGGUUGAGAUCGACUCAAUUGAUGCUAUUGAAGUUUCUUCAGUAUGUUCAUCAUCACCAUCGUCUCCAAGCAGUGUCGUACUCCAGACUGAUCAAUUCUACAAACGCUUUUCAGAAUUAUCGCUUAUGGAUUUUCACGACUCGGAAUUUGAUUUGUCAGUUAAAGGAGGUCUUCCAUCUCGAUUAACGGGGAAAUCGGUAUAUGAUUUUGAUGAUUCAGAGGCAGAUCCAGAAUCUGAUCGAGAAGUAGAUUUGGGUGGUAUUGGUGAAGCUGAGAAUGAAGAUGGUGAAGAAGAAGAUGAUGGUGAUAUUUGUGACUUUGAUAUGAAUGAGUUAAAUGAAGGUGAUGAAGAGGAAGAUGGCAUGGAAUUUCAUGAUUCCAAUGUUGGAUUGGAUUUUGAACUACAAGAUCUAAAUUUGCACGAAUAUCGUGGUCUUGAAGAACUAGAAGAAGGUGAUCAGGAAUACGAUGAAGAAGUGAUUGAAGAAAUACAUUGUGAUAAAGUUCUUGCGAAAUCACGUAUUGGAACUUUUCGAGAUGAAGAACGGGCUACUCGUCUAGCUGAAUAUGGUAUUAUGGACUCUGGAAAAGAACACAUAUAUGAUCUAGUGGCAAAACAGGCAGCUCAGCACUCAAAUUGUUCACUUGCUACUAUAAGUUUUGUUGAUGCACGUCGAGAAUUUAUUAAAUCAAGCUUUGGUUUGACACGUGAGUUAAAUGACGUCCCAAUCUCUCAUUCAUUAACUGCUGAAAUCAUGCGACGAUUUCGUGUAUCCUUUACACUGAAUGAUCUUAAUGAUGUUCAAGAUGAUGAAAAUAUCGAAGUUGUGACGGUGUUGGAUGCAAGGCAAGAUAGUGUAUUGUCGACUAAUUUAUUCGUGACAGAAGCACCAAAUCUUCGAUUUAUUAUGGGCAUUCCAUUUCGAGCACGUGAUGGAACAGUGUUAGGAGCAUUAAUUGUUGCUGACUCCCAACCUCGUAGUACAGUGCCAUCACGUCAACGAUCGUUACUUAACGAUUUGGCCGAGCAGGUAAGUGCUUUACUUGCAGACUUAUGGACUCGCAACCAAGAACGUGCAAAACUUGCAUAUACUCAAACAGAUCAUUUACGUGAUCAACUAGUUGAUUUGCUUUCACAAUCCUAUUCGACUGGUCUACAAAUGCAGCAAAAUGAACUCAAGAUGGAACAGUCGACAUCUUUAUUGUCAUCAUCAACAUAUAAACCACAAUACUCAAAUGAUCUACGCCAUUUGCAAAGUGUCGAGUUAUAA